Messenger RNA from Peromyscus maniculatus bairdii (prairie deer mouse), 1399 nucleotides. Lineage: Eukaryota; Metazoa; Chordata; Mammalia; Rodentia; Cricetidae. The record is from RefSeq and is a predicted model, not a curated record.
ACACAAGGAAAACUGAUGUACGCAAGACAUUUUAACAGUGUAUGCCAAGGAACCCACAUUCUCUUUCGGGAAUUCAGCUUUAUCCAAGCCACACCUCACAAUAGAGCAUCAUUUCUACGGGCCUUCUGGAGAUGCUUCCGAACUGUAGGCAAAAACGGUGACUUGCUGACCAUGAGGGAGUACCACUGUCUGCUGCAGUUACUGUGCCCGGACUUCCCACUGGAGCUCACGCAGAAAGCAGCCAGGAUCGUGCUCAUGGAUGAUGCCAUGGAUUGCUUGAUGUCUUUUUCAGAUUUCCUCUUUGCCUUCCAGAUCCAGUUUUAUUAUUCAGAGUUUUUGGACAGUGUGGCUGCCAUCUACCAGGACUUGCUGUCAGGGAAGAACCCCAACACAGUGAUUGUGCCAACAUCAUCCAGUGGGCAGCAUCGCCAGCGACCCGUCUUGGGUGAUGCCGGUAUGCUGGACGGAGUGGAGGCAUCACUGUUCUAUCAGCGCCUGGAGAACCUGUGUGACCGGCACAAGUACAGCUGUCCACCCCCAGCGCUUGUCAAAGAGAUCCUGAGCAAUGUCCAGAGGCUCACUUUCUAUGGAUUCCUUGUGGCUCUCUCAAAGCAUCAUGGAAUCAACCAAGCACUGGGAGCUUUGCCAGACAAAGGAGACUUGAUGCAUGACCCAGCCAUGGAUGAGGAGCUGGAGCGGCUGCUGGUCCAGGUCCCAGGCCUGGUCAACUCCAUCACUGCCACUUCUGAGGCCAGCUGCCUGCCUUCCCGAACCCCUCCCCGGGUUGGUUCCCCAUGGAAACCCCUCCAUCGCUCCCGCAAACUGGAUGCAGAGAGCGAUGGCUCCACUGAAGAGACAGACGAGUCUGAGACUUGAACCUGCAGGGUCCCAUCUGUGGCCUGCUCCUUGCUCCCCACCCUGCUCUUGCUGCCCUCACCCGACUUCUCCAGCAUCACUGUGCUGCCCUCUGCUGGAGAGAAGCGUGAAUAACCGCCCUCCAGAUAGUUGAGUAACCCCAGAAACCCCGUAGUUCAUGCUCCCAGCUUUUGACAACCUGCUGUGCCCUAGGCUGAAGGCCACUUCAUCUCUGGCAAGGGUUUUGGCUUGUAGCCUUUUGUUGGCAGUCUGCUUUAAGUAGUGUCUUCUCAGCCACCACGACCCUCCUAGUAAGGGUCAUUUCCCACAAGAGGAACAUGAAUUAGUAAUGCAGGGUCUUCAUGGUCAAGGGUGACUCCUGAGAGCACGUACUGGGAAUAUCAACCGUGGCCUUCUGCUGGAGAAAUCAGCCACUAGCUGGAAUAAGAGGGAGGAUGGCAAGAAUUUCACUUUCAAAGUCGGCUUCAAGUUUGUAUCAAAUAGUCCAAUCUGUGAAAUGAAUAAAGUCCCUUGUCUCUGGUAA